Molecule: messenger RNA, 1591 nt
Organism: Jatropha curcas
Lineage: Eukaryota; Viridiplantae; Streptophyta; Magnoliopsida; Malpighiales; Euphorbiaceae
Product: protein trichome birefringence-like 30
Cellular component (GO): Golgi apparatus
Molecular function (GO): O-acetyltransferase activity
Source: RefSeq, a predicted model, not a curated record
GUGACCAAAUUCUUCACUUUGCUAGUCAUCUUGCAAUUUUAUAAUGUAUUGGAAAACUAAAAUUUUUUAGGUCCACUCAAUUUUAUAGUAUUAAACAACAAUUUGACUUAGCUUUUUGGUUAUAAAUCAAUUAUAUAAUUGUCUUACUAACUACAAUUAACUAUAUAAGUAUAUAUAUUAUCUGGGUUUAUGAUGCAAUGGAAGCUGACUGAGAAUGAUACUUCCCUCCCCAUACUCAACAUGAAGAAUUUUGGCAGUAAUUACCAGAAAUUCCAUUCCUUUCUAACUUUAGUGGUUUUGGCAAUUUUCUUGAUUUCUUCCCUUGUAUGCACUUUCUUUAAUGAAAAUGUUAAGUUCAUUGCAUUCAAAUAUUUUUCAACACCUAAACUCCAAGAAAUGGUCCAAGAAAUCUCAGUGAUUCAAGAAACCCACAAGAAAGGCCAUGAUCAUCAAGAAACUGUAUUGCCUCUAGAAGGCUGUGAUAUUUUUACAGGAGAGUGGGUUUUGGAUAAAAAGACACAUCCCUUAUAUAAAGAAGAUGAAUGUGAGUUUCUUUCUGAAUGGGUGACCUGUUUAAAGAAUGGAAGGGAAGAUUCUUUAUAUCAGAACUGGAGAUGGCAACCCAAAGAAUGUUCUUUGCCCAAGUUUGAGGCAAAAUUGUUGCUAGAGAAACUUAAAGGAAAGAGGCUUAUGUUUGUUGGAGACUCUAUACAUUAUAAUCAGUGGCAGUCUUUGAUUUGUAUGGUUCAAUCUGCCAUUCCAAUAGGGAAGAAGAGCUUAGACUAUUCAAACUAUACUACUGUCUUCAAAAUUGAGGACUACAAUGCCACUAUAGAGUAUUACUGGGCACCAUUUCUAGUUGAGUCCAAUUCAGACCCUCCAACAAUGAGAGAUGGCAAAUCAGACUCGGUAAUAAAGGUUGAAUCAAUAACCAAACAUGGAAAUAACUGGAAAAAUGUGCACUAUCUAAUCUUUAACACUUACACCUGGUGGCUAAAAUAUCCGACCAUCAAAGCAUUACGAGGAUCGUUUGAUGAAGGGGCCAUAGAGUAUGAUGAGAUCCAACGGCAUAUAGCGUAUGAGAAAGUUUUGAGGACAUGGGCCAAGUGGGUAGAGGAAAAUGUUGAUCCUAAUCAUACCUCUGUUUUUUUCAGCAGCAUGUUUCCUCAACAUCUCAGGAGCUCAGACUGGAAAAACCCAGAUGGAAUUAAUUGUUUUGAGGAGACUAUGCCAAUUCUAAACAUUUCAACGCCAGUGGAUGUGAGCACAGACAAACAAGUUUUUGCAAUUGCUAGAAAUGUGAUUGAAUCGAUGAAGAUACCAAUUCACUUCCUCAAUAUAACAACCCUAUCAGAGUAUAGAAAAGAUGCACAUACUUCUAUUUACACUUCUCAUGGUGGUAAAUUACUUUCACCUGAACAAAAGUCCAACCCUGCAAUUUAUGCAGAUUGUCUUCAUUGGUGUCUUCCUGGAUUGCCUGAUACUUGGAAUGAGUUGCUUUACGCAGACAUUAUAAAACAAUCUUGAGUUAAUCCAAUAUAUAACUUUUCUUUUUCUUUGAGUAUUAAGAAGGGAGAUUUUUAGAUUAGCA